Gryllus bimaculatus (two-spotted cricket) is the source of this 1194-nucleotide messenger RNA. NCBI's taxonomy places the organism in Eukaryota, Metazoa, Arthropoda, Insecta, Orthoptera, Gryllidae. The record is from the annotation of a GenBank genome assembly.
AUGCCAACUGCUCGUCGCAUCGGUGGACGCUGUACCGCAGACAGCUACCAGUACCAGCUGCAGUCCAUGUGGCAGAAGUGCUGGAACACCAACCAGAGCUUGGUGCACAAUCUUCGCUUCCGUGAGCGCGGCCCCCUGAAGUCGUGGCGCCCGGAGACCAUGGCCGAGGCCAUCUUCUCCGUGCUCAAGGAGGGGCUGUCGCUGUCCCAGGCGGCGCGCAAGUACGACAUUCCCUACCCCACCUUCGUGCUGUACGCCAACCGCGUGCACAACAUGCUGGGCCCUUCAGUGGACGGAGGAGCUGACCUGCGGCCCAAGGGGCGUGGCCGGCCCCAGCGCAUCCUGCUGGGCACGUGGCCGGAAGAGCACAUUCGCGGCGUGAUCCGCGCCGUGGUGUUCCGCGACACGCAGCACAUCAAGGAGGAGCCGCACCUGGGCUACGCGCGCCUCCCGGUACGCUCGCCCCACCACACCCUGGAGCCUCUGGGCGUGCAGGGCUACGGAGGCGGCGCGUGCAGCAACGGCCCGGAGCCCACGGUGUCCCCGGGCGCGGCCGCCGCCGCAGCGGUGGCCGUGGUGGCCCAGGGGCUGCGCCAGCAGAUGUGCAGCAUGGUGGCAGCGGCGCAACACGGCCACGGCGCCGCAGACGCCGGCCUCGCCAACAGCCUGGGGCUCCUCAACACGCCCCCGCCCCAGCAUGUGAGCGGCGGCGGCGGCCCGGGCAACGGCAACGGCAAUGGCAACGGCGGUCCGGGCAACGGCCACGGCGGCCCCGGCAACGGCGGGCCCCCAAGUCCGGCCCCGUCGGCGGCCCCAUGGGCGGCCCCACCGCGGCUGCCGCCCAUGGGCAUGCCCAGCCCGCCCGCCCUGCGCGCUGGCGGCCUUCGCCGCAGCACCCCGCCCGCCGUGGAAUCGCCCAACGCGGCCGCCGACGGGCCCAGCCCCGCGCCCUCCCCGCUCAACGCGCCCCUGGCCGGCGUCGAGCUGGGCAUCGGCGUGAGCGGCAUGACGUACAAGCCGGCGGCGUCCUUCACGUCGCCGCGCCCCGAGACGCUGUUCCAAGAGGACAUCGAGGAUAUCGUGAAGAGCCCCCAGCUCGUGGGCUCCCCCGACGCCCUGGGCGCGCUCAAGGAGCCGCAGGCGCUCACCGCCGCCAUCAAGAUGGAGCCGGUGGCCGAGGGCCCCCAGGAGUAG